Molecule: messenger RNA, 796 nt
Organism: Rhinolophus ferrumequinum (greater horseshoe bat)
Lineage: Eukaryota; Metazoa; Chordata; Mammalia; Chiroptera; Rhinolophidae
Product: histone H1.3
Exons: 2
Coding region: 42-692 (216 amino acids)
Biological process (GO): nucleosome assembly
Cellular component (GO): nucleosome
Molecular function (GO): structural constituent of chromatin; DNA binding
Source: RefSeq, a predicted model, not a curated record
CAGUUCGAGUCUCUUUUUGUCUUUCCUGGCAAAACAGAAAAAUGUCGGAGACUGCUCCAGUUGCUCCUGCUACUCCUGCACCUGCGGAGAAAACACCUGUUAAGAAGAAGGCGAAGAGAACCGGUGCCGCUGCCGCCAAGCGCAAGGCGUCGGGCCCCCCGGUGUCCGAGCUCAUCACCAAGGCCGUGGGCGCCUCCAAGGAGCGCAGCGGCGUGUCGCUGGCCGCGCUCAAGAAGGCGCUGGCGGCCGCCGGCUACGACGUGGACAAGAACAACAGCCGCAUCAAGCUGGGUCUCAAGACCCUGGUGAGCAAGGGCACCCUGGUGCAGACCAAGGGCACCGGCGCCUCGGGCUCCUUCAAGCUCAACAAGAAGGCGGCCUCUGGGGAGGCCAAGCCCAAACCCAAGAGGGCGGGCGCCGCCAAGCCCAGGAAGGCUGCUGGGGCUGCCAAGAAGCCCAAGAAGGCCGCGGGCUCGGCCACCCCCAAGAAGAGCGCCAAGAAGACCCCAAAGAAGGCGAAGAAGCCGGCGGCAGCUGCGGGAGCCAAGAAAGUGGCUAAGAGCCCGAAGAAAGCCAAGGCCGCCAAGCCCAAGAAGGCGGCUAAGAGCCCGGCCAAGGCCAAAGCCCCGAAGCCCAAGGCAGCCAAACCGAAGGCUGCAAAAGGGAAAAAGUCGGCGCCUAAGAAGAAGUAAAAUUACUGAGCUAAUCAGAACGUCCCGCUGGAUGCACGUGCAUGAGUCCUGAGAAAGUACCAAUUAGAGGUUGAGUUAUUAAAUCUUGUACAUACUGUCACGUA